Molecule: messenger RNA, 1809 nt
Organism: Andrographis paniculata
Lineage: Eukaryota; Viridiplantae; Streptophyta; Magnoliopsida; Lamiales; Acanthaceae
Product: E3 ubiquitin-protein ligase WAV3-like
Exons: 2
Coding region: 1-1809 (602 amino acids)
Source: RefSeq, a predicted model, not a curated record
AUGUUUGCUUAUAGCAAGUCUGGUGAUGAUCACUGGGGUUGUUAUUCCAAAGAAUCUUCCAAACAAACUGAAAGUUCUCUACAAGAAGACAGACACACAAGCAGACAGACUGACUACGCACAUCAUCGAGAUCCAUUAAUGGCUUCUUCAUCAAGCAGACAGACUGACUACGCACAUCAUGGAGAUCCAUUAAUGGCUUCUUCAUCUUAUCGUGCCCGGAGAAAAUAUGAUACUGAGCCUCCAUACAUUAAGGACGACGAAUUGCUGCCCUCGGCUAUUUCCAUUCCGUCGUCUUGCUUACCGAAGAUCGAUGUCUUGGCCAUUCCCCAGUACCCGAGUGUCAUUGCAUCAGAUCCUCCAGAAAGGAUUUCGAUUCUUUUUAGGAUAAAGGCGCCUUCAAUGUCAGAUUAUCCAGAUUAUCAUCCCCUGAAGCGUGCUGCUAUCGAUCUUGUCCUAGUACUGGAUUUUAAUGGAUACAUCAACAGGAAAUCAUUCGACCAUGUCAGAAAAGCUGUUGGUUUUGUUAUUGAUCAGUUGAGUUCAUCAGACCGCCUUUCGAUAGUGUCGUCUUACCCUAAAAAUAAGAAGGUUUUACCCCUCUGUUUAAUGACCGAUCAAAGAAAGGAAAACGCCAAACAAACUGUUAGUAAACUUGUCUUUACGAAAGGUCCAAUUGACGCUGUGAAAGUUCUAAGGAUGGCAGCUCGGGUGCUCGAGAAAAGGAGAUAUAAGAAUACAGUCGCAUUUGUUAUGCUCUUGUCUGAUAGGAGAGAUCAUUGCAUCACAUGGAAUCAUGAAUCGAGUAACCGAGAAAAGGCUAUAGAGUACUUGGAUAAGUUACCAUAUUCGAUCUAUCCUCUAUUCUCAAAAGAGAUGAACUCUAAUUUCUUCAAAUAUGACAUCUUUCCGGUUUAUGCCUUCGGUAUUGGUCCAUACCACGAGCCAGUUGGGCUGCACGCACUAUGUUCGGCAACCGGAGGGACUUACUCAUCGUUGGAAACCCCUGAGCUUCUCCCAGACGCAAUCGCCUGUUGCCUCGGAGGCCUUCUCAGCGUUGUAACCAUAGAAUUUAGUCUGACGUUUAAACAAGGAAUGGUUGAUGUUAAGAUUCUGGAACUCGAAUCCGGGGACUUCUACAGUAUCAUUCGCGAUACGGAAGGGACUUCAGCCGAUAUCAAAGUGGGGAACCUAUUCGCCGACGAGGUGAAAGAGUUUCUAAUCGAAGUAUCACUCCCUACACGUGAAAUUGAUGUCCUUCAAAACGAAUCGAUCCUAACCUUUCUCUGGGCGUACAAAGAUGCAGUGACAUACAGCGGUACAGAAGUCCAAUAUUGUCAUAUUGUAAACAUAGACCGAAAACUACGUUUGCCGUGGCCUAUGUCUCACUACGAAAGCAACGAAGUUAAGCGACAGAGUUUAUGCCUAUUGGCUGCAGAAAGGAUUAACGAGGCCUUAAAUAUUGCCCAAGCUAGUGAAGUGAAAACUGCGAGGGAGUUUCUAUCGAUUGUAGGAUCAGACAUAACCGAGAUAGGUUCUGUGGACAGCAGCCGUAAUUUGUGUCUUUGGAUUUUGGAUGGAAUGCGCGAAGUAGUUCGAAGAAUGAAGGGAGGUGAGGUAGCAUUUAAAAGAGGCGGGCACGCAUAUGUUCUAUCGAUCCUGAGUUCUUACGACACACAAAGGACCACGAUUACUGGCAGCCCAGUCCCCGGCACAGUCGAUCUCCAGAAUCAUCCAUUCCAGACACCCAAUACACUUGAAAUGGUGAGGAAGUCGAGAUUCGCGCAACAAGUUCACGGCAUUCGUAGGUAA